UUUACGGGAGGGCUCUCUUUAGCACGAGCAGGCGCUGAAUGAAUUAAAAACACUUUUGCAGGCAAAAAGGAGCGAAAACGAGCACAGCUUAAACAAAACGCCAAAAGGUUCUUUUAGUUGAUUCGGGGCACUUGUUUCGGGAGGGCCCCUUAUUGUUUUACUUCGGCUUUCGGAGUAUUUUCCUUUUUUCAAGUAGUGAAUUUUGGGCUUUUUCUUUUUUCACACUUUAACGCAUUUUUGUGUGUGUGAUGGCGACUGCUACCCCUAUGCGUUCUGCCGGGACUCCCCGGACAAGCAGCGCUAGCACCCCACUAUCCCCGACCCGCAUCACCCGCUUGCAGGAGAAAGAGGAGCUCCGACACCUCAACGACCGUCUGGCCGUUUACAUCGACCGUGUGCGGGCUCUGGAACUGGAGAAUGACCGGCUCAUGGUGAGGGUGUCCGAGAAGGAGGAGGUGACAACACGCGAGCUCACUGGAGUGAAGACAUUAUAUGAGGCAGAGCUUGCUGAUGCCCGACGUGUUCUGGAUGACACGGCAAAAGAUAGAGCUAAGCUGCAGAUUGAUUUUGGGAAGGUCCGUGCUGAGCUUGAUGAGCUGAAGAAGAACUACAAAAAAAAGGAUGUGGACUUGGCUGCAGCUCUUUCCCGCAACAAGGAAUUAGAGGCUUUGUAUAACAAAAGUGAAGCCAGCCUCAAUACUGCUCUAAGUGAAAACCGUAGUCUAGAAGCUGAAGUUGCUGACCUGAAUGCUCAGCUGGCCAAGGCUGAAGAUGCCCACAGUGUUGCCAAAGCACAGCUGGAAGCUGAAACACUGAAAAGAGUAGACCUGGAAAACCGUUGCCAGAGCCAGUCGGAGGAGAUAGAUUUCAGAAAGAGCCUGUUUGAGGAGGAAUCGAGGGAGACACGUAGACGUCAUGAAAAGAGGCUUGUGGAGGUGGACAGUGGAAGACAGCAAGAAUAUGAAUUUAAGCUUGCUGAAGCUCUGCAGGAUCUAAGGAGGCAGCAUGAUGAACAAGUGGCAAUUUACAAGCAGGAGCUGGAGAACACCUUCCAGUCCAAGUUGGAGAAUGCGAGGAUUUCUUCAGACCUCAAUGAUAAAGCUGUCAACACAGCACGUGAAGAACUGCAUGAGGCUCACAUGAGGAUUGAAAGUCUAGGAUAUCAGCUGUCUGCCUUGCAAAAACAGGCCAGUACUGCAGAAGAGCGAAUCCGUGAGCUGGAGGAUCUGCUUGCCAGUGACAGAGACAAGUACCGCCGUAUGAUAGAUGCUAAAGAGAGAGAGAUGGCAGAGAUGAGGGACCAGAUGCAGCAGCAGCUCAAUGAAUACCAGGAGCUGUUGGAUGUGAAGCUGGCCCUUGAUAUGGAGAUAAAUGCCUACAGAAAACUUUUAGAAGGAGAGGAGCACAGGCUGAAGCUGUCUCCAUCUCCAUCUUCACGUGUGACUGUUUCCCGUGCCACCUCUAGCAAUGUUGGUAGUACUAUGACACGCUCUUCACGCACAAAGAGAAAGCGAGUUGAAAUGGAAGAGUCUCUAAUUGGAGGCCAGAGCAGAAGCAGUAGUAGCAGCAAAGUUCACAUUUCUCAGAAAGCUGAAGCUUCUGGAAGCAUCAGCAUUGAGGAGAUUGACCUUGAGGGUAAAUCUGUGCAACUGAAGAACAAUUCUGACAAGGACCAAUCUCUUGGAAACUGGAGACUAAAGCGACAAAUUGGAGAAGGAGAGGAGAUCUCCUACAAAUUUACUCCUAAGUAUGUUCUCAAGGCUGGGCAGACUGUUACGAUCUGGGGUGCUGAUGCUGGUGUGUCUCACAGCCCUCCUUCAGACCUACUAUGGAAGAAUCAGAGCUCCUGGGGCAGCUCUGAUAACUCUAGGACGUUCCUUGUAAAUUCUGAUGGCGAGGAGUUUGCAUCAAGGACAGUAAUUAAGACUCUAGUAGAAGUUGAGAAUGGAGAUGAUGAUGAAGCAGAUUUUGGAGAAGAAGAUCUUUUCCAUCAACAGGGGGACCCAAAAACAGCAUCCCGGGAAUGUUCGAUCAUGUGAAAAAAAGAGAGCUUCAGUAUUUUUUGCUUUCUUUUUUUUCUUUUUUUCUUCCAGAGCCACUAAAAUAUUUUUGUACAUUUCAAUGUUUUCAACAAAUCUGAAUAUCUUUUCGUAGCUUGAAAAAGAUGUUGAAAGCUGCCAUAUUUGUAGUUGGAUUAUAUGAGUCAGCUUUAUUUUGGGCUACUGAACACUAUUUUAACUUAUUUCUAUUUUUUUUAAUUGGGCUUUAUAAAUUACACAUGCACAUGCAGUUAAUUCACUGGAGCUUAGAGUGUAAGCCGCAGAUUUUGACUCAAAUUGAAAAUCAACUUGCUAUACUAUUGCUUUCUGCAAAGAACUAAAAUCAAUCACUGAAACUGAUUUUUAUUUGCUGGCAUUUUAAAAAUACCUAAUAAUGAGAAACAUGGAAAAGUAAAAAAAAAAAAAAAAAAAGCGUUCAUUUUUUUAUUGUAAAAUGAUGCAAAUGUUGCCUUUAUUUUUUACAGAAGUAAAAAAAAAAAAAAAAGUGACUUGAAACAUUUACAUUUAUUUUAAGUGAUUUCAUGAUUUAAAGCUGAAUUUUGAGAAUGACUCUGAGUAGGUGGUGCCAUUGUUUAAAAGUAUUAAAAGAGAGCAUAUGGUAACUGUAUUUAUUAAUAUUUAGGCUAGAUGAAAAUUUCCAGCCUUACAGUUUUUAUCUUGAAUCAUUCUAACCAGCUUUAAAGCAACAUCCCUUUACUUAGAUGACCUUACUUUUAAAUGUUUUUUUUUUAAUUACACCCAAAGAAAUUUUUUAAGUGUAGUGUUUUUAAAUACUUUCAUUGUACAUGCUGAAAAUUUUGUAGUUUGACUAAAGUGGGAAAGGAUGAAUUAUGUACCACUUGUAAAAUGUGUUAUUUUUAUCAUAAAAUAGACUCCCGUCUGACAUCUGCUACUUACCAUCUCUUAAGCUCUACAAAUUUUUGAAAGUGAAUUAUGGGAGGUACAAACUGUGCAUCUCUUAAAACAAAAAAGGAAGUGGCUAAUGGAAGGUCUUUCUUUUUCCUUACUGAAAACUGUAUAAAAUGUUACUGACAAGUUGACCUAUAGGCAGUAAGAGUAGUGAUGAUAGUUGGAAUGGCUUUGCAGUUUUAAGUAAACAGGGUGGAAAAUGAGAACGUUGAAAGGCUGUUUAGGAACGAUAAAAGAAAAUGGGAGUUUAAAUUGCAUCAUGAUCAGUUGUUCUACUGUAAAAUAUGAACUGUAGUAUACUAGAAGUAAGCAGUUUGCUGUGGCUUACUGUAUUUCUUGCAAAGAUAUCCUACUUUCCAUAUAACUCCUGUUUUGUAAGCAACCACCAGCUUAAAUUUUAAGUUGCACCAAAGCUCAAUUUAAUGAAGGUGUUUUUUUUUUUUUGUAAGUAAACAUACGGAACAAUACAGACUGUGGUCAAUUCCACUUUAUUGCAUUGUAACAGUAAACAUAGUAACAUAGUUCACACAUUUACCUCUGUCUUUAUAGCUGGAUCAAAUGAGAUACGAAUUUUAGGUGGGAUUUGAAAUGCACAACAAUCUGCCGCCUGCCUGCUAUAGUUUUGUAAUAGCCAUUGUGGCCGGUAGACUACAAAGAUGCUGAUCAACCUGUCAUGGCUUGUAUUUCAGCCAUAUGACAAAAAUAUGAACUGAAAAGUCUCUUUUUGUGAAAGUGCCAACAGAAUCCAUAUUUAAAAAAAAAAAACAUAUGCCAUUUUAAAAGUGCAGUGUUUUUGUAUAAUGCGCAUCAGAGUGGUAAAAUCUGGGGUUGGUUGUGCCUUCUCCUGUGACAUCCCACUGGUAUUACCCUCUCUAUGUAGGGGUAACUUCAUAUUUGUGUCUUUAUAUUUUAUUGAACUUCCCUAAACAAUUUCUGUGAGUUUGAUUUGAUUUAUGUGCCAAGAGAUAUAGUUUUACUACAUCUUAGUGCUGUGAUACAUAAGUGCAUGUUAACAGAUGAUAGGCAUGUUACCAGCCUCUUUAAUAAUUAAGAAAUGGCAAAAUAAUACUGUCGCAUAGCCAGCUAAAAUAACCCUAAUACUAUCACAUAGCACAAGUUGUGUUAAUGAUUUUUCAAAACUUCUUCAAUCAACAAAUAAGUUGAAACCCAGUAAGCUGACAGCACACUGCUAUUGUUGUAGCCUGUUGAAUUACAUGUGCAGUUAUCUAGAUGCUAAAAAAGAAUCCACAGAAGCUGAUGCUUUUUGCAACUUUUUUUUAAACUAUGCUAAGUAGUUGCUGUAAUGUCAGAAUGUUUUUUUUCCCUGUGACAGCACUUAAUUGUUCCAUUUGUAUAAAUCGGAUCAGAAUUUGCAGCAUAGUAAAACCCAUCCAUCCAUCCAUUUUCCAUCCCGCUGAAUCCGAACACAGGGUCACGGGGGUCUGCUGGAGCCAAUCCCAGCCAACACAGGGCACAAGGCAGGGAACCAAUCCCGGGCAGGGUGCCAACCCACCGCAGGACACACACAAACACACCCACACACCAAGCACACACUAGGGCCAAUUUAGUAUCACCAAUCCACCUAACCUGCAUGUCUUUGGACUGUGGGAGGAAACUGGAGCGCCAGGAGGAAACCCACGCAGACACGGGGAGAACAUGCAAACUCCACGCAGGGUGGACCCGGGAAGCGAACCUGGGUCUCCUAACUGCGAGGCAGCAGCGCUACCACUGCGCCACCGUGCCGCCCAUAGUAAAACCCCCUUCAUUUUAUUGUUGAUAGAUAGUUGAACAAUUUAUUGUCAGUAAAAACGUUUGAACCUGCAGUCAGCAUUUUAUUAAGAGAUACUGUAGAUAUUGCACACUUAUGAUUAUUGUUUAUAUUUAUUCAUUGAAUCCAUCCACCCAUCCAUUUUCCAACCCGCUGAAUCCGAACAUAGGGUCACGGGGGUCUGCUGGAGCCAAUCCCAGCAAACACAGGGCACAAGGCAGGGAACCAAUCCCGGGCAGGGUGCCAACCCACCGCAGGACACACACAAACACACCCACACACCAAGCACACACUAGGGCCAAUUUAGAAUCGCCAAUCCACCUAACCUGCAUGUCUUUGGACUGUGGGAGGAAACCGGAGCGCCCGGAGGAAACCCACGCAGACACGGGGAGAACAUGCAAACUCCACGCAGGGUGGACCCGGGAAGCGAACCUGGGUCUCCUAACUGCGAGGCAGCAGCGCUACCACUGCGCCACCGUGCCGCCCAUAGUAAAACCCCCUUCAUUUUAUUGUUGAUAGAUAGUUGAACAAUUUAUUGUCAGUAAAAACGUUUGAACCUGCAGUCAGCAUUUUAUUAAGAGAUACUGUAGAUAUUGCACACUUAUGAUUAUUGUUUAUAUUUAUUCAUUGAAUCCAUCCACCCAUCCAUUUUCCAACCCGCUGAAUCCGAACAUAGGGUCACGGGGGUCUGCUGGAGCCAAUCCCAGCAAACACAGGGCACAAGGCAGGGAACCAAUCCCGGGCAGGGUGCCAACCCACCGCAGGACACACACAAACACACCCACACACCAAGCACACACUAGGGCCAAUUUAGAAUCGCCAAUCCACCUAACCUGCAUGUCUUUGGACUGUGGGAGGAAACCGGAGCGCCCGGAGGAAACCCACGCAGACACGGGGAGAACAUGCAAACUCCACGCAGGGUGGACCCGGGAAGCGAACCUGGGUCUCCUAACUGCGAGGCAGCAGCGCUACCACUGCGCCACCGUGCCGCCCAUAGUAAAACCCCCUUCAUUUUAUUGUUGAUAGAUAGUUGAACAAUUUAUUGUCAGUAAAAACGUUUGAACCUGCAGUCAGCAUUUUAUUAAGAGAUACUGUAGAUAUUGCACACUUAUGAUUAUUGUUUAUAUUUAUUCAUUGAAUCUAAUUUGUCUUUCAGACAACUGCUUAGCAGGUCAUUAUUACACAUAGAGCCCAACUCAGAUGAGUGCUGUCUUUGUGUAUAGCUAAUAUCACAUCAAAAUAACUACCAGAUGUGAUUAUUUUAAUUUUUUUGAUGUUGGUAAUAUUUUAUAGAAUAAAGGCAAACUUUGAAGUAUAUGCACUUCUCUUUCAUGAUCUUUCAUUUUUUCUCAUAUUUUUUUUCCAUUCUUUGCAUAUCUGGACAACUGCUACCACCACAUGCUUCCUCUUUGAGGUGUUCUUCAGAUUCGGUACAGAUUGAGUAUCAUAGCCAUGUAGAUCAUCAAUCAGUUAAUUUUGGGAAUAUGCAUGUGGUGUAAAAGUGACAGCCAUGCGGUGACAUGCUCGGCAACAGUGACAGCUACAUGUCAGGUUUUCUAUUUACUUUGCUUGCAUGGUAGGAGAUGGUAACUUUUAUGCAGGACAUUACAAUUGUGCUGCUUGUGCCUUUAUGUUUCUGCCAUGUUUGAUUUUUGUUGCACCAUCCAUUUGAGAACGCAUCCCAGCUCUCUUUGUUCAUUUGUAGAUUUUAGGUUUGUUUGGCUCAUAUAAUUGCUGACUCCAGGUUGUGUUUAGAAAAAGCAAAAAAAAAGCAACUGUCUGGCCUUAAUUAUGAGUUGGACAGUAACUUAUUACAGCUUAUUUCAAGUUUACUUUGUACUAGUUUAAUUUCAUGCCACAUCUUGAUAUGGAGUUGUUAGACAAUAUUUGCAGUAUUUUCAGGUAGACCUACUAGAUCCUGAUUCCUUUUGCAGAAGAAGGCACAUUGAAGGAUCAUUUUAAUAUUUCUGUAAUGCCCUUAUAAUUUUACUAUGGUAAGAAUGUAAAUGUAUGUUUACGGAACAUUUCAGAAAGAUGAGCAAUAUAUUCUUUUAAGAAAUCAAAAAACUGUUUACAUUUUAAGAAAUGCUCAAGAAUAGAUUCAUGCGCUAAUCAUAAAGAUUACAUUUGUCCAAAAAAAAUUUCAAUCAGUUUGUGUCCUGCUUUAUUUUUCCCAUGGAUGACUUUGAUACACCCUGUAACAUAUGGCUGGUGCUUGUUUAUGUGUAGUAUUACUGUUACAUUGUUACUACAUGAACAUGGAGUGUCUCUGUGUAUUUAACUGACUCAAACAUACCAAGAUUUUUAUUUUUAUUUUUUUCUCCCCAAAGGUUUGUACAUUCUAAAUCUAUAAAUAAAAAUCUGCCAGUGAUGUGAUACUCAGUUACCCUAUUUGUCCUUUUUUCCACCCUGUUUAUAAUGUGCUUUGAGCAUUUAUAAUAUCCAGAAUCAUGAAUAAGUAUGUAACCAUAGAUCUAAAAUUGUUUCUCAGAUAUAAACUAUGUAUUGAUAUAAAUUCCUUUUUACAUUCUGUAGCCCAAAAUGUUGUCAACUUGCUAAUUGCCUUUCAAAAAAUAUAUCCAAUUUUCUUUAAGAUUUUUUUAUUAUUAUUAUAACUGUGAGCAUUUAGUUUCAUUAGCGUUUGAAUGUAUGACUUUUGGCAAUAAAGGUUUAGUUGGUAGAUACUUUUCUUAUAUUUGCCUGUUUCUUAAGACAGGCUGUAAAGUGAAUGCAUAAAAGGCAGCUUGAUUAUCAUUCAGAAAUAGGCACAGUCUGGAGAUGUUAAUUAAAGGAAAGAAUGAACUGGUUUCUUUGAUCCAUGUGAAUGAAUUUGACAAUUUGGGGUCUAAGGAAAUGAAUAAAGCCAAAAAGAUAAUAUUGCUACUGUAUAUUUUAAAAAGUGACUGUUAAAGUCACCUUAAUACAUAAAUACCUCAUUGUAUCUGUUUUAAAAUUAGAAAAUUCAAAUAGUCCUGAUUUGUCUUAACUUUUUGACAUGUUUUGUCUGAGCCAGUUUUUUUUUUUUUUAUUUAGUCAAGGAACAGGUUUUAUAUUUGUAAUGUUUAUCCAACGACUGUCAGCUUCUACUGUGGUGAUUUUACUUUUUUUUUGCCUACAUUGGCAAAGGCUGUGAAUGUGACAUCCUUGUUGAAUUUGGCCAGUAAAUCAGUAUAUUGUAGCAACAUCAUCUGCCUGACCUUCACCUGGGUAGAAAGUCUCGUUUGCCUUAAUGCAGAUCCUCUAAACACAAAGUGGGGGUUGGAUUUAGAUUAGUAAAUGGGUGUUGAAUCGUUGACCCCGUCAGAGAUCAGUCCUGUGACUAUUUGGCACAGAACAGCACUUCAAACAAUGUUUUAGAUACCAAUCUUCCAGAGCAACUCAUGGAAGUUGAGGUGUUUGUGCAUUUGAUGUAAGUUUAACCAGUACAAAAAAAGAAAAUUGGAACCCACUGAUUUCAUAAUGCACAAGAUGAAUUUAAAUGCAAAAGGCACAUUUAAUCCAGUUUAAGGGCACUAUUUUUCUAUUAAAUAACAUGGGAAACAAAAUUUUGUACAUUUUGAUGCUUGACAUUUUUAAAAGUGUAUUUCAUUUUCUUUAAAAAAUAGUUAUGGACUUUUGUUUACAUACACUUUUGGGAGAUAUUCUUUUAAAAAAAAAAGCUUAUACAUUUUUUCAAAUGAUACAAUUUAGGUUGAAGAGUGAGGCACUUGCUGUUCAGCUCUGUCUAGACUUGUGAAAAUAGUGAGGUUUUUUAAUUAAGAAUUUUGUAGAGACGAUCUAAGCUAGAAUGCUAAACAUUUUAAAUGUCUUAGCAGGUUUGUAUUAAAUAGGGAAGUGUGCCGAUUUCUCUUACUGGUUGUUGUUCAGCCCAAGUACUUGAUUAAUAAUGUCUGAUAUUUUAGCUUUGAGUUAAUAGUCAUUACAUGACUGGGACAGAUUUUUUAAACAUUGUUACUGUUAUCACUCAGGAGCCCAUAUUGUUUCCUAGAAAUGUUUCAGAUAUGCAGUGUUUAUUUUCUUUUUUUAUGCAUGGUAUGUACAAUAUUGAAAUACAGAAAAUGAAACACUGACUUUUCAAACAAAAAAAAUGUGUGGGGUGUUAAUCAAAUUCAGCAAGUCAAAUCAGAUUUUAUUUGUCACAUACCAAUUAUACAUACGAUAAUAUGUAUUCAAAUGCUUUGUUUUAAACUGCUUUUUACUCUGUGUUUUUACAUCAUUGAUUGAAUUUGAAUUGCUGACUCUGAUUUAUCAUUGGAAUAUUUUCUCUGUUAGCAAGUUUUGGUAUGUCAAAAAUGCCCUGUCUAAUUUUAAAUUGUAUUGGAUCAUUUUGAUGAAUCAAUUGCUCAUAAAAUAAAAAUGACACAUUCAAUUAUAGUAGGAAUUAUAGUAAGAGAAUGGCCGCCAGUUAGUGUUACAGAGCAUAAAUCAAUUAUAUAGAAUUACACGUAGAUAAUUGAUUAUAUUAUCUCAAUAUCUGAAAGCCAUACAAGUCUUUUAUAAGAGAUUCAGUGACCAUAAGCUGUGUUUUGGCUAUUGCUUUUGUACAUAAGUACAGUAUACAGUUCUGCAUUUUGCUUAUGGUACAUAAGCAGAAGACAUAGUAUGGAGUUACUGACAGCUUGGGCAUUUGAAGCAAACUUGCUUAUCUAUUGUGUGUCAAAUAUGGAGAAAAAACUGGCGGUGACCCACAAAAAUGUUAAUUUUUUUUCACUAGGUCAAAGGAAAGUGGUAAAUCCUCAUCACAUGAACCUAAAUUUGUAUCGUUAUACUUUCUGAGGAGCGACCGGGUUAUUGGAUAUGCAUGCCAUUAUUAUAAUUUUUCAUUUCUUUGUAACAUACAUUUGACUGGAAAAUUUUUGUACACAAUAAAUGUUUUACAUAUGAA
Messenger RNA from Erpetoichthys calabaricus (reedfish), 9622 nucleotides. RefSeq names its product lamin B2 (gene lmnb2). Bases 249 to 2039 code for a protein of 596 amino acids. The transcript has 12 exons. NCBI's taxonomy places the organism in Eukaryota, Metazoa, Chordata, Cladistia, Polypteriformes, Polypteridae. The record is from RefSeq and is a predicted model, not a curated record.